Molecule: messenger RNA, 1179 nt
Organism: Diaporthe citri
Lineage: Eukaryota; Fungi; Ascomycota; Sordariomycetes; Diaporthales; Diaporthaceae
Exons: 5
Coding region: 1-1179 (392 amino acids)
Source: RefSeq, a predicted model, not a curated record
AUGUCGCAGUACUAUCCACCUCCGCCGUCCGCGGCGCAGAAGAACUACCCGCCGCCGCCCAUGUCCGCACCCGCCCACCAGACUUCCUUUGGGCACAUCGGAGGAGGGCCCAUGUCGCCACCGGCGAACAAGACCUCCUUCUACCCCCCGCCGCCCAACGGCUCUUCUCCAGCGCAGCAUCAGCAGAGGAAUUAUCCUCCGCCGCCGGCUGCCGCGGGAACGCCGCCUCCCAAGAGCGGCAGCCCCAUGUCUUAUCCGCCACCUCCCCAGCAAUUCUCACCGCCACCACCGCAGCAGCAGCAGCAGCAGCAGCAGCAGCCGGCUCCUAACAUGAGCCUGCCCCUUCACAUGCGCCACAGUUCCACCGGCUCAAUCCACAGCCAGCACGGCCCCCAGUUCACUCACAACCAGCAGUCAUCUCAGCCGCCCCAGUAUGCCGGUCCCCCAGAGGGCGACUACCCGUCCGAGAAGCCGCCCCAGUCGGAGCGGGACGACGAGGAGGCCCCAGUGGAUACGAGCAACCCUUCGAAUCUGGUGGGCGGGGCACCGCCCGCCGGGCACUUCGUAGGGGCGUCGGCCAUCGUGGACGACCUGGCGAUGGGGUGCCCGCUGAGCGCGAAGCCCGGGACCAUGAUCGCCAUGAGCCCGACCAUCACGCUCAAGGGCGCGUACAAGUUCAGCAUGAAGAAGCUCGUCGCCGGCGGCGAGAUGGGCCACUCGACCUUUACGGGCCCGGGGGAGCUGCUGCUCGGCCCGCCCUUCCUGGGCGACGUCACCAGUCUGCGCCUUUCGGGCAGCGAGAGCUGGAGCGUCGGCCACGACGGGUACCUGGCCAGCACGCAGGGCGUCAUCAAGGAGUACAAGAGGCAGGGGCUCGGCAAGGCCAUGUUCAGCGGCGAGGGGCUGUGGGUCUACAAGGUCAGCGGGACUGGCCUGUUGUGGCUGACGAGUUUCGGCGCCAUAAUCAGGAAGGAUCUCGUGGAGGGAGAAAAGUACAUCGUCGACAACGGCCACUUGGUGGCCUGGAACACAAAGUACGUGAUGGAGCGGGUCGCGUCAGGUGGCAUCAUCUCGGGCUUUGCGUCUGGGGAGGGCCUGGUGUGCAAAUUCACUGGCCCUGGUACGGUCUUCAUCCAGACGAGGAACGCGCUUGCUGACUUUGCUUUCCCCCCCUUCUGA